This is a messenger RNA of Dromaius novaehollandiae (emu), 555 nucleotides long. Its product is annotated as olfactory receptor 14A16-like. Gene Ontology annotation, biological process: G protein-coupled receptor signaling pathway. The record is from RefSeq and is a predicted model, not a curated record. Lineage: Eukaryota; Metazoa; Chordata; Aves; Casuariiformes; Dromaiidae. Gene Ontology annotation, molecular function: odorant binding; olfactory receptor activity. The transcript has a single exon. Gene Ontology annotation, cellular component: membrane. The annotation marks the transcript as partial.
CUGCACUAUGGGACCAUCAUGGGCAGCAGAGCUUGUGUCAAAAUGGCAGCAGCUGCCUGGGCCAGUGGUUUUCUCUAUGCUCUCCUGCACACCGCUAACACAUUUUCAAUACCACUCUGCCAAGGCAAUGUUGUGGACCAGUUCUUCUGUGAAAUCCCCCAGAUCCUCAAGCUCUCCUGCUCAGACUCCUACCUCAGGGAACUUGGGCUUCUUGUGGUUAGUAUGUGUUUAGGCUUUGGGUGUUUCAUUUUCAUUGUGGUGUCCUACGUGCAGAUCUUCACUGCUGUGCUGAGGAUCCCCUCUGAGCAGGGCCGGCACAAAGCCUUUUCCAUGUGCCUCCCGCACCUGGCCGUGGUCUCCCUGUUCAUCAGCACUGGCAUGUUUGCCUACCUGAAGCCCCCCUCCAUCUCCUCCCCAGCUCUGGAUCUGGUGGUGACUGUUCUGUACUCGGUGGUGCCUCCAGCAGUGAACCCCCUCAUCUACAGCAUGAGGAACAAGGAGCUCAAGGAGGCACUGAGGAAAAUGAUUCAACUGGCAGUAUUUCAGCAGCAAUAA